Molecule: messenger RNA, 1719 nt
Organism: Tremella mesenterica DSM 1558
Lineage: Eukaryota; Fungi; Basidiomycota; Tremellomycetes; Tremellales; Tremellaceae
Exons: 13
Coding region: 1-1719 (572 amino acids)
Cellular component (GO): cytoplasm
Molecular function (GO): kinase activity; ATP binding
Source: RefSeq, a predicted model, not a curated record
AUGUCGAGGAGGAGAACACAAGCUGCGUCUCGUACCGAUAAAAACGUCGUCAUGGCUUCUCAUGGGAGGGCACCGUGGUAUGGCCCAGACGGUAAGAACAUUGAGGCCUAUGUGAUUGGUAUCGCAGGUGGAAGCGCGUCGGGCAAGACAUCAGUAGCUCGAGCCAUCUUGUCCGCUCUCAAUUACAUACCCACUGUCCUGAUUCUGAGCCAAGAUUCAUUCUACUGCGCCCACACCCCCGAGGAGGUCGAAAGGGCCUUCCGGAAUGAGCUUGACCUGGAUCAUCCCGACUCAAUAGAUAUGACCUUGUUUGCAAGGUGUGUCCGAGAUCUCAAGCAAGGUCGAGCGACAGAGAUACCUGUGUAUUCCUUCGUGCACCAUCAACGUAUGCCGGAGAAGAAGUACAUAUACGGUGCAAGUGUGAUCAUUGUGGAAGGUAUCAUGGCUCUUCAAUCAGAAGAAUUACGACGACUGUAUGAUUUGAAGGUCUUCGUUAAUUGUGAUUCGGACCUUAUGCUGGCCCGACGUAUUAUAAGGGAUACCAAAGAAAGGGGUAGGGAUGUCGAAGGGAUACUUGAUCAAUACCUUCGGUUUGUUAAGAGCAGUUAUGAUAAUUUUGUUCAACCUUCUUCCCGUUACGCAGAUAUAAUCGUUCCCGGCUUCUCCAAUCAAGUAGCCAUCGAAUUACUAGUCACGCAUAUCAAAGGACAAGUCGACUCUCGAUCUCUUCGUUUCCGUAAUGUACUCGCUCGUAUAGGACAAGAAGAAGGUGACAAAGCCAAAGCUAAAUCGACUUGUCCAACAGAAGAAUUCCAAGAUCAUAAUCUUGUCUUGUUAGAACAAACCAAUCAAUUACUCGGAAUCAUGACUAUUCUCAGAGAUGAAGAAACGGAAAGAGGAGAUUUUAUAUUUUACACAGAUCGACUAGCUACUUUGGUAGUGGAGAAAGCUUUGACUUUGACACCUUUUCAGCCUACGACUAUCACCACCCCUCUUGGUGUUGAAUACCAUGGAAUGGCUCCGACUACCGAUCCAUUGGUAGGAGUUUCUAUCCUUCGAUCUGGAGGUCCAUUCUCAUAUGGUCUCCGAAGGGUCAUUAGGGACGUACAAAUAGGUGCUAUGCUUAUUCAGUCUGAUCCGAAGACGGGGGAACCUUUGUUAUUGAGUAGUGAUUUACCGCAAUGUAUUAAAAGUCGAGAAGAGAGUGAGAGCGUUCGAGUUUUAUUGUUAGAUUCUCAAAUGGGUACGGGGGCCGCUGCUAUGAUGGCAAUCCGUAUUCUUCUAGACCACGGUAUACCCCAACCUAAUAUAAUACUUCUCACAUUCUUAGUAGCCAGACAAGGUUUACAUUCCCUUCACCGUGUAUUCCCUCAAGUCCGAAUAGUAACAGCUGCCGUAGAUCAAGAUUUGCACGAAGCACAAGUACCUCUUCAUUCCCCGGUAAUGGGUGAAGCUAUCGGUGAAGCUGAUUUGGCCGUUCAUCUGGUCAAUGAAGUCUCUUCUUCAGAAAGGACGUCUGAGUAUGAUUUGGAUGAAAUGGAUGAUAAUGUUUUAAAGUUGGAACAAACUGAAUUUCGAAUACAAAGAUCGAAAAUCAUGGAAGAUCUGAAAUUUUCAAGAAAACAUAAGAAUGAAAGAAUAUCACCUACGUUGAAAAGAGCUUGGGUGGUUUCUCCUGGUAAGUCAUCACACCUUGUUUGUGAUUUGACAAAAGGCUGA